AUGACCAGGCCUUAUGCUAUCAAACAGGAGAAGGGUGCGUCUUGGGGAAAUGGAUCCAUCUGUGACAAUUGGCCGCACCGCUGCACCGACUGCGGCAAGGGCUUUACGCACGUCUCGGGGCUGAGAAUCCACCGGCGCACGCACACCGGGGAGCGGCCCUACCGCUGCGCCGACUGCGGCAAGGGCUUCGCGCGCAGCUCCAAGCUGAGGCGACACCAGCGCACGCACGCCGGGAAUUGGCCGCACCGCUGCACCGACUGCGGCAAGGGCUUUACGCACGUCUCGGGGCUGAGAAUCCACCGGCGCACGCACACCGGGGAGCGGCCCUACCGCUGCGCCGACUGCGGCAAGGGCUUCGCGCGCAGCUCCAAGCUGAGGCGACACCAGCGCACGCACGCCGGGAAUUGGCCGCACCGCUGCACCGACUGCGGCAAGGGCUUUACGCACGUCUCGGGGCUGAGAAUCCACCGGCGCACGCACACCGGGGAGCGGCCCUACCGCUGCGCCGACUGCGGGCGGGGCUUUGCCCACAGCUCCAGCCUGAGGAGACACCGGCGCACGCACACCGGGGAGCGGCCGCACAGCCGGGAGACGUGCGGCCAGGGCUUUGCCCAGGUUUCACACUUGAGAAGACACCAGCGCACGCACACCGGGGAACAGCCUCACCAGUGCGCGGACUGCGGCAAGGGCUUUGCACAGAUUGCGCACCUGAGAAGACACCAGUGCGUGCACGCCAGGGAGCCGGCGCUGUGCUGCGUGGUCUGCGGGAAGGGCUUUGCCUGCCGCUCGAACCUGAGAGAGCACCAGCGCACGCACACCGGAGAGCGGCCGUUCCAGUGUGCCAACUGCGGCAGGAGCUUUGCGCAGAGCUCACACCUGAGAACACACCAGCGCACGCACACCGGGGAGCGGCUGCACCCCUGUCACGAUUGCGGCAGGAGUUUCAGCAGCCCCAGUGCGCUGACCAGGCAUCAGCGUACACACACCGGGGAGCGGCCCUUCCAGUGCACGGACUGCGGCCAGAACUUUGCACAGAGCUCGCACCUGAGAAGACACCAGCACGUGCACAGCGGGGAGCAGCCGUACCGCUGUGCUGAGUGUGGCAAGUGCUUUUCGCAAUUGGCCAACCUCGCCCGGCACCAGGGCACCCACACCAACACCUCUCUGCCAGGGCCUGAGGGGCUUCUGGUGGCCGAGGAGACAGGGUGCAAGGAGAGAGCCAUUUUCUGUAGCCAUAUUGUAAGAUCUAAAGCCUGUAGCCUUUCAUCUGCCACCAAAUUAAAGGAGCAUCAGCCAUUGGCUGAGAAGCCAAGAGUCACAUCCUCACGUUCCUUCUAA
Molecule: messenger RNA, 1338 nt
Organism: Pelodiscus sinensis (Chinese soft-shelled turtle)
Lineage: Eukaryota; Metazoa; Chordata; Testudines; Trionychidae
Source: RefSeq, a predicted model, not a curated record